Molecule: messenger RNA, 1025 nt
Organism: Caenorhabditis auriculariae
Lineage: Eukaryota; Metazoa; Nematoda; Chromadorea; Rhabditida; Rhabditidae
Source: the annotation of a GenBank genome assembly
AUGCCGCCAAAGUUCGAUCCCAAUGAGAUUAAGAUCGGUAUGUGAUUAUUCAAAUAUAUUAUUGAUAAUGAAUAUCAAAAGAUAUGAUUGAUUUUUUUUAAAUGAUGCAAAAAAGUUUAUUUAUAUUUUAUCGAGUUUCCAUUGCUACUUAACUCUUAUGAACAAAUUUCGGUGAAUGAGUAAAGUUUAUCACUUGUAAAAGAUCAAAAUUAAUUGCUAGUUUCUAUCUUCAAUUGAUAUUUUUGAGCAAAAUACGAUAUUUCGUAAUAUUUUUCUUAUUAUUUAUUUCAGUCUACCUCCGUUGCGUCGGAGGAGAAAUCGGAGCCACCUCGGCUCUCGCUCCAAAAGUCGGACCUCUUGGUCUUUCGCCCAAGAAGGUCGGAGAAGACAUCGCCAAGGCCACCGCUGACUGGAAAGGCCUGAAGGUCACAUGCAAGCUGACCAUCCAGAACCGUCAAGCCAAGAUCGACGUUGUCCCCUCCGCAGCUUCGCUCAUCGUUAAGGAGCUCAAGGAGCCUCCUCGUGAUCGCAAAAAAGUGAAGAACGGUACGCACCUUAUGCGGUGGGUCGGGAGUCAAUAUGCUCUCAUCCCCCAGUCUUUUGUUUCUAUAAUAAGAGACUGGUAACCUCUCUGGUGAUUUUCGUUUUUUGUGAGUUAUUUAUAUUUGGAUAUUGGUGUUGUCUGUAACCUUUUUGGCCAGAGGUUUUACUACAAACGUUUUGUUAUCCUCACUUCACCCACCUAACAUUUCACUGUCAAUUUUGAUUUUAGUGAAGCACAAUGGUGACCUCACGCUCGACACCAUCAUUAAGAUCGCCAGAAUCAUGAGACCGCGCUCAAUGGCCAAGAAGCUUGAAGGAACUGUCAAGGAGAUUCUCGGUAACUAUUUUGAGAAUGCGAUCGAAGAUUUAUUCUAUUUUUUACAGGAACUGCCCAAUCUGUUGGAUGCACUAUCGAUGGAAACCACCCGCACGACAUUAUUGAGCAAAUCGCCAGCGGUGAAAUCGAAAUCCCGGCCCAAUAA